Messenger RNA from Cheilinus undulatus (humphead wrasse), 3221 nucleotides. RefSeq names its product BRISC and BRCA1 A complex member 2 (gene babam2). The transcript has 12 exons. Gene Ontology annotation, cellular component: BRCA1-A complex; BRISC complex. Gene Ontology annotation, biological process: double-strand break repair. Bases 120 to 1280 code for a protein of 386 amino acids. Lineage: Eukaryota; Metazoa; Chordata; Actinopteri; Labriformes; Labridae. The record is from RefSeq and is a predicted model, not a curated record.
GUCUUUCAUAGGACCCAAACAACAUGUACCGGAUAUACUGAGGGGAUGAAGUAAACAUUGGAAUUAUUUGCUUAUAUUUUUUCUUUUCAGUCUCUUCCAGACCCCUAAGAGUUGAUAAAAUGAACAACAUGUCCCCUGAGGUUGCACUGCACAGGAUCUCGCCUGAGUUGCGGCCCUUAUUGUGCAGUGUUGUGCGGAAUGGCAGAGUGGGACUUGACUCCACAAACUGCCUCCGUGUCACAGACCUUAAAACUGGGUGCACGUCUUUGACCCCUGGCCCUUGCUGUGAUCGCUUCAAACUUCACAUCCCCUAUGCUGGAGAAACCCUGAAAUGGGACAUCAUAUUCAAUGCACGCUAUCCAGAAUUGCCACCAGAUUUCAUUUUUGGAGAAGAUGCUGAGUUUCUGCCUGAACCUUCAGAACUACCACACCUUGUCCAGUGGGAUGCAGGGAACCCCGAAUGUUUGCUUCAGCUGGUGAAGGAGCUCAUCCAGCAGUAUCACAACUACCAGUGCCAGCGUCUGCGUGAGAGCUCCAGGCUGCUCUUCGAGUACGAUAGCCUACUGGAGGAUCCCAACUAUGGUCGCAGCAUGGAGAUUUAUGCUGGACGCAAGAACAGCUGGACAGGAGAGUUUUCAGCACGUUUCCUGCUCAAACUUCCCGUGGACUUCAGCAACAUCCCAGUCUACCUUCUCAAGGACACGGCUCUGGACCCUGGAGAGGACGUUGCUCUUCUCUCUGUCAGCUUUGAGGAUGCAGAGGCUACCCAGGUCUUUCCUAAACUCUACCUUUCCCCCAGCAUUGAACAUGCUCUGGGAGGCUCCUCUGCACUUCAUAUCCCAGCAUUCCCCAGUGGAGGAUGUCUCAUUGACUAUGUCCCUCAAGUGUGCCAGUUACUCACAAACAAGGUGCAGUAUGUGAUCCAAGGCUACCACAAGAGGAGAGAGUACAUCGCUGCCUUCCUCAGCCACUUUGGAACGGGUGUGGUGGAGUAUGACGCUGAAGGAUUCACAAAGCUCACUCUUCUUCUCAUGUGGAAAGACUUCUGCUUCCUUGUGCACGUGGAUCUCCCGCUGUACUUCCCCCGGGACCAGCCCACCCUCACUUUCCAGUCUGUGUACCACUUCACCAACAGUGGCCAGCUCUACUCCCAGGUUCAGAAGUCGUAUCCCUACAGCCCCCGCUGGGACGGUAAUGAGAUGGCAAAGAGGGCAAAGGCGUACUUCAAGAGUUUUAUCCCUCAGUUCCAAGAGGGAGCCUUUGCCAAUGGGAAACUCUAGUACUCUCCAGCUUAAUGACAUGCCUGGAGAGUUGCCUGUGGGAGUGAGUCUGUGAGUGUGUUUGUGCAUGUCCCUGUGUACCUGUAAAUGCACAGACUUAUAUUUGUGAGAUGUACUGAAAUACACCAGUACAGUGAGAAUGACAGUGUGUUUAUUGCACACAGACUCUGUGAAUUCCAUCAUAUGACCUUGAAAUGGUCGCCUCUUAGUGUAAAUUCACUUUUUAUUUUUUAUGUAGGUUUAGUUAGAAGCCACUUUGGUCUGGAUGUCGAGAAGAGGUCAUGCAGGCACUGAAGUAAGCUGCUGCGUAGAUCUUACAUGGAAAGAGUCACAAAAAAACUCUGAUAUCAGAGAAAAUUCAGCCAACAAAGAAUUGAUAUUGUAGCUUAUAAACAGCAAACAUGGAACAUUAUGGAAGCAGCCCUUAUGAGUAUAUUCUUGGUUGUUGCCAGCCAUAGACUGAAUUUUAUGGCUUAAAGUACCCUCCUGGUGUGAAAGCUGACAAAAAUGCUGAUAUCCACUGGUAGUAAAUAGAAGUCAAAAUUUGUACAAGUUUUAAAAAAUCAUUGAUUCAAAACCAGAUUAAACAUCUUUCCUGGAAGUUUGUUGUCUGUAUUGCUAAAGUCUUUAUUAUACUGCUGCAAGGUUAUCAAAAUUGACCUCUGCUUUCUCAGUAGUAUCUGUAACAUUGUCUUUAAAUAGCUUUGUGUGCUUGAUAUUUCCCUCUGUUCAAGGAAAUAUCGCCAAGAAAGCACAACAUCAUGUAAAGCAAGCUGUAGUCCACCCAGACAUCCCAUUCCUAGCAACAUAUUCCAGCUCUUCCAGGGGUAUUCCGAGGUAUUCCAAGGCCAGAUUAGAUAUAUAAUCCCUCCAGCAAGUCCUGGGUCUACCCUGGGGCCUCCAUCCAGUUGCCUAGAUCUGGAAGACCUUCCCAAGGGGCAUCAUGAUCUGAUGCCCAAACCACCUUAACUGCCUCUUUCUGAAGCAAAAGGGGCAGCUGCUCUACUCAUUUUGACCACUUGAACCCACAAUUUUUUUUCUUUUGGUCAUUACCCAAAGACCCACCCCCACCCCCACCCCCACCCCCACCUGGAGGAAGCAAUCCACCUUUUUUCUCCCAGAGAGCCUUGGCAUGGGACUUGGAGGUGCAGACCUUCAUGAUGUUUCCUUGAAUAAAGGAAUAUAUGAAGCACACAGAGAUAUUUAAAACAGACCAUACAAUAAUUACAGAGGAUAGCAAAGGUCAACUUUUGCAAACAACACUUAACAUCAAUCAGAAGUGCUAUGGAACAGAGGUAGUGGGUGGUGUUUAGACAAAAGAAGCUGUGAAUGGACACAAGCCCCGGGGCUAUCCUUUCAGUAAAAGUCACCUCUAUCUCCCACCAAAACAAAACCAAAAUGGUUAUGGCCAAUGCCAAAGUAAAGACAUUUGUUAACAGGCCAAUUCUUGAUGUCACGAUGGCUAAAUCCACAUCUUAUUUUCAGUCCAUGUUAACAAUCCCAGGAAAGGGCUUGGUUUGAAAAUGCCAGCAUGGAGUUGAAAAAGAACCUCAAUUCUUUAACAGGAGUGUGGUGAAACAACCUUUUCAUCAGUGUGUCACCCUUAACAAGGACUGGUGUUGUUCAGAUGUGUUAUACAACUUUAAGCAUUCAAACUCCAGAGGGACACACCCACAGCACUCCUUCCAGAGCUGCUAUUGGAUGGUAUGAAACGAUAUAAAAACAACUAAAUCAAUGCUGUGGGAACACUUCCAAACACGUUGUGUACUGUUUUACACCCUGUUCAUGUCAGUGUUGAAAUAUUUUCAUUAAGUUUGCCUUUUAUUACGUCUUUAUGUUGAAUUUGAGCAUCCAAAGCCUUGUGAAUUGACAGCACUGUAAGUUACUGAAGGAUAUGUUCUGUCCAAAUUUCUAUCCAGUAAAGAAGUCUCUUUCCUCUGA